This is a messenger RNA of Mucor mucedo, 1587 nucleotides long. Its product is annotated as WD40-repeat-containing domain protein. Gene Ontology annotation, molecular function: protein binding. The transcript has a single exon. The record is from RefSeq and is a predicted model, not a curated record. Lineage: Eukaryota; Fungi; Mucoromycota; Mucoromycetes; Mucorales; Mucoraceae. Bases 488 to 1558 code for a protein of 356 amino acids.
UACAAGUGUUGGAACACAUAAAAAUCUAAAAAUCGAAUUCGGGACUCUUUUUAUUAUUUAUUUUGGAAGUCAUGACUUCGCAUGUUCAAUACUUUCCCACUCAUUACAAAAUAGACAGUAUCUAUACAGUGAAAAAAUUGAUUGCAAAUAACUUGAAUUGUCAAGAAAGGCUUGAAGUUCUGAAAUAUAUUGAAUGUUUUGGGAAAUGUGACAUUAUCGGCAAUUUACCAAUUGCAAUUUCCACUCAAGUACUCGAACAUUUUACGCCACAGGAACUGUCUGUGUUCAGACUAGGUAUAUUAUUUUUUAAACAGAUGUAUUCGUGUCUCAUUCUUUUACAGUUUCUAGGAUUUGGAAUAAAAAGACUACACAUGACUCUUUGUGGAGAAGGAUUUGUAUCAAUUACAGCAUCAUACCCUCCGACGUACCCAUUGCUUGGAAUAGCACGAUUCCUAUAUAUCACAACUUGUUUCAGCGUUGCUUAACAAUGACACGGAACUGGGCAACAAUGAAAUGUAGGAGAAUCGAAUUAAAGUAUCAUUUAGGGCCAGUCCUUUGCAUUUUGAUUGCCAACUCUACGCGCAUAUUUACAGGUGAUAUUGAUGGAAAGAUUCAUAUUUGGAACGCACAAGAUAAUACAUACAUGUCUUUUAUACAAGCCCAUUCAGGACAUGUUUCCUGUCUUGCUAAUUCAGCAAGAUAUCUAGCUUCUGGCUCUUCUGAUAAUACAAUUGUUAUUCAUGAUAUGAUGAAUUUGGAAUCAAUAAUGGGAUUAAACGGACAUGAAGGACCAGUGACUAGUUUAGUUUUUUCCAAAAAAGACGAUCAUUUGCUGUUCAGUGGCUCCACAGAUAGAACGAUUAGAAUAUGGGACUUGGAAAUUUCCAACUGUGUUAGAAUAUUACAUGGACAAGAAAAUACGAUUACUUCGCUCCUAUAUUGCCUUGAAUUUCCAUCAAGUUAUUGUCAAGCAGCAAUGGAAAUCAACUCGGUGGAAAGAAAUAGGGCAGGUUAUAUAAUAUCUGGGUCGAGUGAUAGAAACAUAUUUAUUUGGGAUUUGAAGGCAUCUGCCAGAACAGACGAGCCUGAGGUCAUAAAUACAAUUAUGGAAACAAAUGGUCCAAUAAGUGCACUUACGAUAUAUGACGAAUCAACCAUAAGCUGUCAAAAGAAUAUAGUUACGAAAUCAACAAAUGAGUACAUCUGUUCAAGAUUACCUAUAAAUAUACCAACUUUUAUUGCUUUUGCUGCAAUUUCUGACAAAACGAUAUCAAUCUAUUCUUUACCUGGAUUUGAAAAAACCUUUGUAGAAACACCAAAUAUUCAUCGUAGCACGAUUUGGUCAAUUUCAACGGCCGUUAUUCAUUCCAAGUUAGUGACAACUUCGGGUGAUAGAACAGCGAUUGUAUGGGAUUUGAAAUCACCUAAAACAAGUAUGACAUUAGCGGGAUUUGAUAGCGCAGUAGUAUCAUCUGCUAUCUCACCACAAGAAGAGCUAUUAUGUUUUGGAACUGAAAAGGGUACUAUUGUUUUAUUCGAUUUAAUGGAAUCUGCCUAAAUAAAUUUGCCAUAAUAACACUCCAUACG